This is a messenger RNA of Camelina sativa (false flax), 1285 nucleotides long. Its product is annotated as WAT1-related protein At1g68170-like. Gene Ontology annotation, molecular function: transmembrane transporter activity. NCBI's taxonomy places the organism in Eukaryota, Viridiplantae, Streptophyta, Magnoliopsida, Brassicales, Brassicaceae. The record is from RefSeq and is a predicted model, not a curated record. Gene Ontology annotation, cellular component: membrane.
UAUAGAUAGAUAUUCAUUUCUCUUAAGCAUUCAACUUAUUUUUUCUAGACUUCUGGUGAAAAUGGUGCUUGCAGAUGGGCUCAAACCGGUGGUACUGAUGCUGGUGGUUCAGGUCGCUCAAGCCGGAGUCAACAUUUUCUUCAAGUUGGCCAUAAGCAGUGGCGUAAGCCUACCUAUUCUCAUCGCUUAUCGUUUCCUCUUUUCCACCGCCGUUAUGGUUCCUCUUGCUUUUCUCUUUAACCGGGGGAAGAAGGUAAAAAUGACAGGGAUAACUAUCUUCCAAGGCUUCCUGUGUGGCUUAUUCGGAGGAUCAUUAGCAUACAACCUAUAUUCCGAAGGUAUGGCACUAACGUCGGCUACGUUUAUGUCUGCAGUGGGUAAUCUUUUACCCGCCGUAACAUUCAUCGUUGGCAUCUCUGUAAGGUUGGAGAGAUUAGAUUUAGGAACAAUGGCAGGGAAAGCAAAGGUAUUUGGGACAUUAAUGGGAAUAGGUGGAGCAAUGUUGUUCACCUUCUACAAAGGUUUUUCCAUUGAUUUCUUGAAGUCCAACAUUAACCUUCUACCCAACACUAGAAGCAGUCAUGUGGCUUUGUCGACGUCCCACCAAGUGUUGGGAGUCUGUUUAGCCUUCGCUGGUUGCAUCUCUUAUUCCAUAUGGAUCAUCAUACAGGCAAAGAUGAGUGAAACAUUGCCAUGCCAAUACACUAGUACAGGGUUGAUGAGCGUAAUGGGUUUCUUUCAGUCAACUAUCUAUGCGUUGUGCGUGGAGAAAGACUGGACGCAAUGGAAGCUAGGGUGGGACAUAAGGCUAUGGACAGCUGCAUUUUCGGGAACAAUAGGAACAGCUCUAAUAGUAACACUAACGGCAAUUUGUGCGAGGCUAAAGGGUCCACUCUUUGUAGCCGCUUUCAACCCUCUCAUGCUCGUAAUUGUAGCCCUGGCUGGUGCUUUGUUCUUGGACGAAAUGCUUUAUCUAGGAAGUAUUUUCAAAAGUUUCAGUGUAUUGGGAGCAAUAUUGAUUGUAUGUGGGCUAUAUGUUGUGAUAUGGGGAAAAUGUAAAGAGUUGAGUGGAUUAGUUCCGUCUGGCGAAAGCAAAACACAUAAAUCGCUCGAGAUUAUUGUUGCUAGUGCUAACCAUGGUGGCUCGAUCUCUGGCUGAAAUGAAAACGAUAGAAAAUGACACUAGUGAAAGAAAGGAUGUUAAUAUGCCGUUGAUAUUAUCAGUUUUAUUUAUUUUCAAAUCGUACUAUAUAACAUAGUGAAAUCAAUUUCUUAUUUAGUUCAA